UCGCGAGUCGCGCAUGACAAGUUGAGGGUGCGCUGUGUUGUGUUUAUUUACUGUUUACGUUUUUCCUUUUGCUGAUGUUUUGGUGAAAUUAAGCAAAUAAUGGACAAUUUCCAGCUUAAAAAACAAAAGGCGGAGGAUUUGGAGGUGACUGGUGUCUCUAGAAGCGGUAGAGUUCGUAAAAAAUCAUCGAAAUUAAUGGACUUUGAAUCCCCCGAUGAAAUAGACAGAAAUUACAAACGUCAAAACGCAGCGCCACGUAAGCAUUCCGAUCAAUUCGAUUUACUCUCGCCGCGAUCGAACAGAGAUGUUAAACCAUUUCCUUCGCCGCAAAAAUCCGAAGAGGAAUAUCCGUACGACGAUAUGGAUCCACAUGGUAGUGGAUCAGAGUUCGACAGCGAAACGUACGACGAUGGCAAUCAACCGGAAUCUUCCGAAGAUAGCAUGGGAUCGGAGACCGAUUACGAGGACUCGCCUGAACCCGCAGGUUUUCGUAGGCUGGAUCCCGACGCAGAUAACUUAGGAAACCAAAGUCUGUACAUGGCGGAGAAGUCCGCGAAGAAGCGGCUGGUGAUUAAGGAUGGAAAAAUCGUCGGACGCGCAAAGGCCCAAAGGAAAGAUAAAGGCAAAACACGAUUUACAGCGUACAUGUUAUGGGCACGCGAUGUUCGUGCCGAUCUUUUAAAAUCUAAUCCUUCAAUGGAUUUCUCGCAAAUAUCUAAACGUUUAGGUGAACUUUGGGCGACAGUGCCCUCUACUGAAAAGUUUACCUGGCGGCGUCGAGCACGACGACUCAAUUCAAAACCUAUUGCAGAACAGCAAGAUCCAAAAUUCAAAAGCACAGGCAAGAGCGGAAAUAAGUUCAUUAACAAAAAAGGCGGGGGUGCCGGAGCGGUCCAGAGUCCGUCGUCCACAUUCCAGCUGGAGCUGCCGUCACUUGGAAACAUAAAUAACUCGCCGCCCAGUCCACGAGGGAGGGAGUCCAACUUAAUCUUCAAGUCUACCGGGAUAAAACCAAUCGAUGUCGCCGCGCAUUUGAAGCUUCUAGGCGAAAGCUUGACGAUUAUAGGCGAACGACUUAAGGAGCAUGAGGGACAAAUUGCGGUAUCUGGUAGUUUAUCUGUGCUUCUUGACUCUCUGUUAUGUGCCCUUGGUCCAUUGCUUUGUCUAACUCAACAGGUGCCCGAGUUACAAGGGAGCAGCUGCACUACUGAACAACUUGCUACGAUUUUGGAUAAUGUAGCUUUUAUCAUGCCCGGAUUGUAAAUUAUAAACAUUAAUAUUAUUUAAAAUAAAUAAUUAAUUUCG
Molecule: messenger RNA, 1305 nt
Organism: Photinus pyralis (common eastern firefly)
Lineage: Eukaryota; Metazoa; Arthropoda; Insecta; Coleoptera; Lampyridae
Product: HMG box-containing protein 4
Exons: 5
Coding region: 100-1263 (387 amino acids)
Source: RefSeq, a predicted model, not a curated record